Molecule: messenger RNA, 3855 nt
Organism: Rubroshorea leprosula
Lineage: Eukaryota; Viridiplantae; Streptophyta; Magnoliopsida; Malvales; Dipterocarpaceae
Source: the annotation of a GenBank genome assembly
UAAUUGAAAUCAACCCUAAGCUCCUUGUUUCUCCGCUCUAAAGGUAGCCCCGAUUAUUACUGACUUAAGCAUCGGAGUGUCUACCCCGAGGAUCCACCUCGGGGCUUUGCAGGUCAAUCCAGAGUGCAGAUACGGACUGAAGAAGGACUUCUGGUUUGGUGCAGUUACAUUUUGGCGCCGCCUGUGGGAAACUGAACUAAAGGCUCCCUUGUUGCUCUUAUCAUGGUUAAAACUAGGUCAGCCAAAGGUGGAAACUCGUCUCAGCCUUUGGGACGAGGUCAGGUCCCCAACAACCUUCCACCUCAUCCCCCACCCCCAAUCCCGAAUACAUUCCCUCAUGUUGACCAUACAGAAGGAGGGGAUGAAAAUCAGCCACACAAUUUGGCUCGCAACUCAACCUCCACCGCUAACCAAGACGUAGUUGCAACUCAGCUUGCUGCCAUGCAACAACAGUUUGGUGUCUUUCAGCUAGUGCUGGCUCAGCUGUUAGCCCGGAACAAUCCUGGUGAUCCACUCAUUAACCUACUUAAUCCUGCCCCACCACGACCCUCUGCCCCACCACAAAAUCCUGAACCAGUUCAACAUGCUCCCGCUCGAGGUGCCCCACCUCCACACCUUGCUGCUGACUCUGUACCCCACCCUCUCAACACCAAUAUUAUACUGGAACCCUAUCCCGCUGGCUUCAGAAUAUCACAGCUUGAAACUUAUGAUGGGACGAAGGACCGCGAUGAUCAUCUACAUGCUUUCUACUCUUGCAUGCAAGCCCAGAAUGCCUUUGAUGCGUUGAUGUGCAAAAUCUUUCCCUCUACCCUCCGAGGUAAUGCUCGAACCUGGUACUACAGUCUGCCUCCGAGGUCAAUCAACUCUUACACAGAAAUGGCAUCUGCUUUUGCCACAAAGUUUUCUAGUCGAAGGUUGAUCAGGAAAACCACUUCUGAGCUGAUGCGAGUUAAGCAGAGGGACGGAGAGUCUUUGAAGAAUUAUAUGAGCAGAUUCAAUGAUGCAGUGCUGGAGGUUAAUUCUUUCGACCAAGCUGUGGGAAUUAUAGCUGUGAUCUCAGGUCUUAGCCAUGAGAGAUUUCGAGAUAGUCUACUCAAACAUCCCGCCAACACCUUCAGCGAGGUAAAUGAUAGAUCGUUGAAAUUCAUAACUGCUGAGGAAUAUGCCCUGUCGCAGAACAUAACUCCUAUUAAGAACCAACACCCAGACUGGAGAGAUGAGAAUCCAAACAGGAAACGGAUGAAGGCAACACAGAACCGAGGUCCGAUGUCGACUUCCACCCUGAGAUUCGGGAGGACGAACUCAGCACCUCCGCAACAACCUGCAGGUAAACCUCCAAUUAAUUAUACUCCUUUUAAUUUACCCAGGUCACAAAUCUUUAUGCAGAUCAAGAAUAAGAUGGACUUAAGACGUCCGGGUCCAAUGAGAACUACUGCUGCUACCAGAGACCAUACUAGGUACUGUGAUUUUCAUCAAGAUCACGGUCAUACAACAGAGCAAUGCAAUAGUUUGAGGUCCGAGCUGGAAAGUCUGGCGCAGAAAGGAAUGUUGAAUGAGUACAUCCAGAGAGUGGAACAGCCAAGAGUCAUACACAUGAUUACGGGAGGUCUGGAAGCCGGUGGACUGAGCUCUAAGCAGCGAAAGUUGUAUGUCAAAGAGCGUGUCCUUGUUGACACAGGGAUUGCACCAGACAUCAUGUACUUCCAUUGUUUUGAGAGUCUUGGGUUAGAUCCAGCUCUGUUGCAGCGGUAUGAUGGUCCCAUCUACGGGUUCAACAACCAACCAGUUCCAGUUGAAGGAGUCCUCACCAUGAAUGUUGCAUUUGGAAGUGGCCGAAGUUAUGUGACCCCUUCCGUGAGGUUUUUAGUAGUCAAGAUGGCGUCCUCUUUCAACCCUGUCAUCGGCCGACCUACACUGACUGCAAUCCGAGCUGUGACGCCUGAGGUCAAUCCCAAACGGAUUCCUGACAAUCGGCAAGUUAUGGGUGUGGAGAUAGUAGAUAACCGACCAGAAGAUGAAACCAGAACUGCUACAGCCGAAGAUGUGGAAGAGGUACAGAUUGAUGACAGAGAUCCGAGCUGGAAAACGCAAAUUGGGACUAAAUUGAAUCCGGAGGAAAGAGCAGAGCUAAUAGCUUUUCUUCGGGCCAAUAAAGAUGUUUUUGCAUGGACUUCAGCAGAUAUGCCGGGAAUUCCCACUUCACUAGCAUUGGAAUUAAAACUCAGUGCGAUCCAAGUAUACAUUGACUCCCAGCUAGUGGUGAACCAAAUUAACUCAAUCUACGAAGUUGUUGAUCCUGUGAUGGUGAAAUAUGUAGCUCUGGUGGCCGAGCUGAAGUACAAAUUCCAGAAAUACUGUCUAAGCAAAAUCCCCCGAACUGAGAAUAAACAAGUAGAUUCACUCUCUAAAUUCGCCUCUGAUAGUUCUUCACGUUCCAGAUCGGUUUUUGUGGAGGUCUUAAAUGAACCAAGCUUCAUGAAGCCACGGGUAAUGGAGAUCAGCACCGACCCAGGCACACCAAGCUGGACUGACCCAAUCCUCUCCUUCUUACGAGACGGGAUAGUACCUGCGGACAGGCAGGAGGCAAUGAAGUUGAGGAGGAAAGCAUCUCGGGAGGUGCAUGAAGGUGUCUGCGGAAGUCACGUGGGUGCUCGAACUUUAGCUCACAAGGUCCUUAGACAGGGUUAUUAUCGGCCCAACAUGUACAAGAAUGCCACUCAGUUCGUACAGAGAUGUCAGAAAUGUCAGUUCUUUGCACAUCUAAUCCACCAGCCUGCAGAAGAGCUCACUACGUUGGUGGCACCUUGGCCAUUCACUCAAUGGGGUCUUGACCUUCUAGGCCCAUUUGUGAAAGGGGUAGGAGGUGUAACCCACCUCAUUGUUGGUGUAGAUUAUUUCACAAAAUGGGUUAAAGCUCGGGCAUUAUCCAGUCUCAACUCCAAGAAGGUCGAAGACUUUGUUUUCAGCUCGAUUAUUUGCGGAUAUGGGAUCCCGAAUCAGAUUGUAGCUGAUAAUGGAACUCAGUUCAAUUGCUCCUCAUUCCGAGAUUUCUGUUCCAGUUACGGGAUUAAACUGCAGUUCACCUCGGUUUACCAUCCGGAGUCCAACGGCAUGGUCGAAUCUGUUAACAAGUGCAUCUUAGAAGGUAUAAUGCCAAGGCUGGAACAACACAAGGCCAAAUGGGCAGACGAGCUCAACAACGUCCUCUGGCCAUACAGAACUACGAGUCAAACUGCCACAGGUGAAACACCCUAUCAUCUGGCCUUUGGUACCGAAGCAGUCAUACCUAUCAAGAUAGGAGUCCCAAGCUUCAGGGUCACCCAUUUCAAUGAAGGGCAGAAUGGACAACUGCUUCGGGAGAACCUUGAUAUGCUUGACAAAGUCAGAGAAGAAGCACGACUUCGAACUCUAGUCUACAAGCAGAAGGUAGCAAACUUUUACAACAAACGAGUUCGACCCCGACCAUUCAAAGUAGGCGACCUUGUUCUCAGGAAAGCUGGUAUAACGGGGUUCGAAACUCGAUUUGGAAAGUUAGCACCAAACUGGGAAGGCCCCUACACCGUAGCCGAAGUGCCACACCCAGGUGCUUAUAUCCUACAAGACACUAAGGAAAAAAGGGUUCCUAGAGUCUGGAAUGCCAAUAACUUGAAGAAAUUUUACCCUUAAUACACUUAUUUCCAGUCAACUUUGUUUUAACCACCAUUAUUCUGAUUGUUGUAUAUCAAAACUCAAUUCAUAUGAAUUUCACUUCACAUUCGAAGCAAUUCAGUUCUUUCUACCCUUCUGAACAUUAGAAGUUAAUUCCUUAUGGCUUAUUUAAUCCUUUCAUUUUCUGGGAUGCAAUUUUUUCAAUUA